Molecule: messenger RNA, 1569 nt
Organism: Archocentrus centrarchus (flier cichlid)
Lineage: Eukaryota; Metazoa; Chordata; Actinopteri; Cichliformes; Cichlidae
Gene: mterf2
Product: mitochondrial transcription termination factor 2
Exons: 2
Coding region: 79-1206 (375 amino acids)
Biological process (GO): regulation of DNA-templated transcription; termination of mitochondrial transcription
Cellular component (GO): mitochondrial matrix
Molecular function (GO): double-stranded DNA binding
Source: RefSeq, a predicted model, not a curated record
UGAAGAAUUAGGUUUCAUAACUGAACGUCACAUCCUCUGACCGCGGCUAAAGGGGAUUAGUGUCAGGACUUUGCACCAAUGUUGCGCUUGAUUGCAACAUCCCUGUGCCUCCGGUGCCAACAUAUCACGGCUCUACCGUUAAACCUCAGGCUAUGCAUGACACGCAGUGUAGCAGAGAACCAGCAGACUGUAGAGGCUCUUUACAAUCUCUCUGUGGACAUCCAGAAAGUUCGGAAACUUAAAGGAUGGGUGCUGCAUGAAAGUCCAGCCUACACGAAAGAGGUAGCUGAACUCCUGAAGAACAUGGGGGCCUCCGGCCCCAUCAUCGCUCAUAUCUUAACAAGUCACCCUGAGGCUGUCCUCUGCAAUCCUGAGCAGAUUCAGACUCAGAAGGAGCUGUGGAUGUCUGUGUGUCCAAACCAGAGGGAGCUGGUUGGCAUCAUUGAGAAAUUCCCAGCUGCGUUUUUCACCUCCUCCAGUCAUCAUGACAACCAGCGAAACAACAUCUCUUACUUCCAGAGUCUAAACCUCAACAAACGAAUCAUCACCAAACUCAUGGCCAGUGCGCCUCAAAGCUUCAGCCGGCCAGUAGAGCAGAAUGAGUUGAUGGUUCGCACCCUACAGCGGGCCUACCGGGAGCUCGGUGGAGAGGAGGCCAAUAUGAAAGUCUGGCUUCAAAAGCUGCUGAGUCAGAACCCGUUUGUUCUUCUGAAGUCUCCAGAGGUGCUGAGGCAGAACCUCCUUUUUCUUAGAGACAAGGGCUUCAGCACAACACAGCUGCUCCGCCUUUUGUCCAGUCUGAAGGGCUUUGUGACUGAGCUAAACCCAGACAGCAUGCGUCGCACUCUGACGUACUCCCAAGACACCAUUGGGUGCUCUGAGGCAGAGCUGCGGAACAUCAUCCUCCGGUGUCCGGCUCUUCUUUAUUACCCUGAAUCUACUCUGGCUGAGCGCUUUGAGGGUCUUCUCAGGGCUGGGAUCAGCAUGUCUCAAAUCACAGAGACUCCAACUAUCCUGGAGCUGACCACACAAAUAGUAAAUUAUCGCAUCCAGCGACUGAAGGCUCGAGGCUAUGACAUAAGGACAGGUAGUCUGGAGGUCCUAAAUGGUACUAAGAAGGACUUUGAGAUGAGCUUUGGAAAACUACAGCUCUCCAGAGAGAGACCCAUUUUUAACCCUGUUGCCCCUGUAAAGGGGGAUGACUGACAUGGGUUUUAUGGACUAAUGUAUGCAUGAAUAAAACUGUAAUUGGAUCCAUACUGUCUUAAUUAUAAAGGUGCUUUGACUUCCAGUGUUUACCUUAUAAUCAGAUAUAUGUAUUUAUUGCUGUAGUUUAAUUGGAUAAACUACAAUGAUGCCAUUUAAUAUGUACAGUGAGUCAUGUCUGUGAAGAUGCCUUAAAUAUUACAGUGUGCAUACUCCAGAAAACAAUCUGUUAAAGGCUGCCUUCUUUUUUACUCAUAUUUUUAAAACUGGGAUCACACUCACCUAAAGGUUCAAUGCAGAGAAUGUUUUAACUGUUUUCCUGCUCCCAAAGCCUCCAACCUCGUGGGAUAUAAAGUCAUUAAA